Strongyloides ratti is the source of this 564-nucleotide messenger RNA. Its product is annotated as ADP-ribosylation factor-like protein 8. Gene Ontology annotation, molecular function: GTPase activity; GTP binding. The transcript is spliced from 4 exons. Gene Ontology annotation, biological process: protein transport; anterograde axonal transport. Lineage: Eukaryota; Metazoa; Nematoda; Chromadorea; Rhabditida; Strongyloididae. The record is from RefSeq and is a predicted model, not a curated record. Gene Ontology annotation, cellular component: lysosomal membrane. Bases 1 to 564 code for a protein of 187 amino acids.
AUGUUGGCAAUGGUAAAUAGAAUUUUGGAUUGGAUCCGUUCUUUAUUUUGGAAAGAGGAAAUGGAAUUGACAUUAGUUGGAUUACAAUAUUCAGGAAAAACAACAUUUGUCAAUGUUAUUGCUAGAGAUCAAUUUUCUGAAGAUAUGAUACCAACUGUUGGUUUCAAUAUGCGCAAAAUUACUAAAGGAAAUGUCACAAUAAAGUUGUGGGAUAUCGGUGGACAACCAAGAUUUCGAUCAAUGUGGGAACGUUAUUGUAGGGGUGUUAAUGCUAUCGUUUUCCUUGUUGAUGCUGCUGACGAAGAAAAAAUGGAAGCUGCAAAAAAUGAAUUAAUGCAGUUAUUGGAACGCCCACAAUUAGAUGGUAUUCCCGUUCUUGUAUUGGGAAAUAAGCGUGAUCUUCCCGGUGCUUUAGAUGAACAACAACUUAUUGAUAAAAUGAAUUUAUCAACAAUUCAAAAUAGAGAAAUUUGUUGUUACUCAAUUUCUUGCAAGGAUAAAACAAAUAUAGACAUUACACUUCAGUGGCUUAUUCAACACUCCAAUAAAUCACCAAACAAAUAA